AUGGCAUCAAUCCUAAGAGCUUCGGCUCUCUACAUGUACUUAGCGCUCGCAGCGCCUACCUUCGCCCAAUUCGUAAAGGCACCGACAGAUUUGACGACGACCAAGGGCAAUUUGGAUUUACCCGUUCGAUGGAAAGAGGUGCCAGAGGGCACAUGCGAACUCACGCCAGGAGUCAAGAGCUAUAGCGGAUAUGUGGACAUUGAGAAUAACCAGCACAUCUUCUUCUGGUUCUUCGAGGCACGCGAUCAGAAGCCAGAAGAUGCUGAGCUCACAGUUUGGAUCAAUGGCGGCCCGGGUUCAUCAUCAAUGAUCGGACUCUUCGAGGAAUUGGGGCCAUGUCGAGUUGAUAUGGAUGGUAAUGUAUACCACAAUCCAUAUGCUUGGAACAACGUCUCCAACAUGCUCUUCAUUGAUCACCCAGCUCAAGUUGGCUUCUCCUACUCGACACCGAUCCCAUCUUACAUCUCCAGCGCAGGUUCCGUCGUUCAGCUGCCGAAUGCGACCUGUCCAGAGUAUGCAGCGGAUGUGGAUUGCGCCACACGCUCCCAGCCAAAGCAAACCGAUACUGCCAACUCCACCUCGAACGCUGCUCCAUCGAUGUGGAAGACAAUUCAAGGUUUCAUGGGCGCGUUCCCUCAAUACUCUCGCACGGAGUUCAACUUUGCAACUGAAAGCUACGGUAUGUACUCAUCGACUGACGAGAUCGAGCGAGCAACGGCCCAUCCGCGAGAACCACACAUCAGCCUAGUACCUAACUUCUUCUUCUUCAAAGGCGGUCACUAUGGACCAAUCUUCAACGCCUACAUCGAAUCUCAAAACAAGCUCAUUGACGACGGCAGCCUUCCGGGCGCAAAGCACAUCAACCUCCGCACAGUCCUGAUCGGCAACGGCUGGUACGACCCUCUAAUUCAGUACCAAGCCUACUACAACUUCACGGUCUAUCCAGGCAAUACAUAUGACUACCGACCAUACAACAGCAGCGUCGAGGAGCAAAUCUACAACGCUCUGUACGGCCCCGGAAACUGCUACGACCAAACCGUUGCAUGCAACACCGGCGGUCUCAAUGAAAUCUGCAUGGCAGCGGACAGCUUCUGUGCCAACGAGAUCGAAGUUCCACUGGGUAACGAGGGCCGCGACGAGUACGACAUCAGAGAGCUCACUCCCGAUCCCUUUCCGUACUCCUUCUACUCGAAAUACCUCAACAGCCCGAAACUGCAACAGGCCAUCGGCGCAUACGUCAACUUCACCAGCAGCAACGGCGCAGUCGGCGAUGCCUUCAGCUCAACAGGCGAUGACGACCGCGAAGACGGCACAAUCGAAGCUACCCGCAGCCUCGUGGAACAGGGUAUCUACGUAGUCCAAUUCGCCGGAGACGCAGACUACAAUUGCAACUGGCUAGGCGGCGAAGUCAUCGCUCACGAAGUUGACGCUCCCGGUUUCGGUACGGCGGGAUACACCAAUAUUACCACUUCCGACAACAUCGUGCAUGGUCAAGUCAAACAAUCCUCCAACUUCGCCUUCGCACGAAUCUACGAGUCCGGCCACGAAGUACCCUUCUACCAACCCCUAAUCGCCCUCGAAAUGUUCAAUCGCUCCAUACACGGUCUAGACAUCGCAACUGGAGAAAAGGAGAUCACGUUAGGAUGUGGGUAUAAGAGCGUGGGAACGGCGAAGAGCGAGUAUAGAGAGGGCAACGGGACUGUGCAGUUCAAAGUGUUGCCAGCGAAUGCCACGUACAACACCACGUUGAAUGGGCCGAACCCUAUCAAUGGAACAAGCAGCGCGGGUGGAGAUGCGGCGUCGAAGAAGCGCGGGAUGAUGACAAGGGCGAAGCAAAGCUUGAAGAGUAAGAGGACUUUUAAGCCGAGUUUUGGGAGGAAGAUGAAGUAG
Messenger RNA from Fulvia fulva, 1890 nucleotides. RefSeq names its product Carboxypeptidase S1 B. NCBI's taxonomy places the organism in Eukaryota, Fungi, Ascomycota, Dothideomycetes, Mycosphaerellales, Mycosphaerellaceae. The transcript has 3 exons. The record is from RefSeq and is a predicted model, not a curated record. Bases 1 to 1890 code for a protein of 629 amino acids. Gene Ontology annotation, molecular function: serine-type carboxypeptidase activity. Gene Ontology annotation, biological process: proteolysis. Gene Ontology annotation, cellular component: fungal-type vacuole.